CCCCAUUUCUUUUCUCUUUCGCGCGCACGGUGGACGCGGCUCGUCCCUGUCGUGACUUAACCUCCCCCCCUCAUCUCAUCCCCCCUUCUUGUCUUCAUCCACUCUUCUCCCCCCUUUAAAUCCUCCAACACCUUUCCAGCCUUCAGCAUUCGAUCACCACAGACGAAGCAGAGACACAAAAAACGGCUUACAGAGCAACCACGACAGAAAGAGAGAGAGAGAGAGAGAGAGAGAGAGAGAGAGAUGGUGAAGAUCCCGAGCCCGAGAAGGCUGUUCAGGAGCCGCUCCUCCUCCAAGAGCACGGCGAGCAGCAACAGCAGCAGCAGCGGGAACAGCAGCAACAUCGGGAUCGACAUCUGCGCCAUGGUGGCGGAGCACGAGAAGAUCGAGUGGGAGGUUCGCCCGGGCGGGAUGCUGGUGCAGAAGAGGCGCUCUCCGGACGACGACGACGAAUACGGCGGCGUCGAGGAGGUCAUCCUGGUGCGGGUGUCCACGGGCAGCGGCGGCGCGUGGCACGACGUCUCCAUCGACGCCACGGCCACCUUCGGCGACCUCAAGGUGCUGCUGUCGCUGGCCACCGGGCUGUGGCCCCGGGAGCAGCGGCUGCUGUACAGGGGCAGGGAAAGGGACGACGCCGACCACUUACACAUGGCCGGCGUCCAGGACAAGGACAAGGUGCUGCUUCUGGAAGACCCGGCCGUCACGGAGAGGAAGCUCAGGUCCACCACCCUCGCGCAGCUCAUGGGCGUGCCCUGCCAUUCCUUCAUCCAAGUUUAGAGUUUAGACCAAUCCCUCCUGAUUUUCUUCCUCCUUUUCCGGUUUGGCCGGGUGUUUGACAGAGUUUAAUUUCGGCUGUGUUAACUGCAUUUCUUUCUGGGUUUCUCUGGUUUGGUGGCCUGGAUUCGGUCGGUUGAAUCGAAACAAAAUGUAAAUUAUUGUAAGGAGAGGAUGACAGUGUGUUGCGAGUGUGUUCAUUCUCUGCUGCUUUGCUCCAUGUACAUUCUUCAGAUGAAGUUAGCAAUACAGUUCACAUUGUGCUAA
Molecule: messenger RNA, 1041 nt
Organism: Brachypodium distachyon (stiff brome)
Lineage: Eukaryota; Viridiplantae; Streptophyta; Magnoliopsida; Poales; Poaceae
Product: BAG family molecular chaperone regulator 4
Exons: 1
Coding region: 244-777 (177 amino acids)
Molecular function (GO): protein binding
Source: RefSeq, a predicted model, not a curated record